Menidia menidia (Atlantic silverside) is the source of this 1992-nucleotide messenger RNA. The record is from the annotation of a GenBank genome assembly. Lineage: Eukaryota; Metazoa; Chordata; Actinopteri; Atheriniformes; Atherinopsidae.
AACUUCUGACAGACUCACGUCCGGGAAGUUUUUCCAGCCGAUGUGUCUAGUUUUGAGAUAAAUUGAUCAGGCACCGAUACGGACACCUACUCCCCGGAAUCAGCGGUCUUCACAAAACUAAAACAGAAAACAACGGGAACCGCUAAACUGUGGUUACACCGUGAAGAAGACAAAACGGUUCAGCGGCUGUGUGGCAUUCCUGAAGUUAACGGUGUCUUACCAAACGAACAACUAUGUUUACUGAACAACUUCUCUAGUAAAUGGGUCACUUUAGCAUCUUUCUACUGCUACCUAGCAACACUUUUUCGGUGAGUUAAACAACCCUCGGUUGAGAUGUUCACCGUUUCCGUGGCGGUUACAUUUCCUUUCAUUUUAAAAGGGCUGUCGUAAUCAAAUUCAGCCCUAUGUUUGGUGAAAAAAUUUAUAGAAGGCUGAAAGAAAAGGUCACGGACGGACAGCCGAUUCGUCAUGACAAACCUGGCUCAUAACGAAAACGAAAGGAGCCUUCGGAGGGGGCGGCGGAGCGGGGGUGUGGGCUGGAGGGGCCCUGCGCUCGGUCUCCUGCUCUGGGCCUCGUGUCUGCCCCCGGCCCGGACAGCUUUGGCUGAGCUCCCAAUGCCCAUCAAUAUUUCCCUGAAUCCAAACCAUUACAAUUAUAUACUUAAAUGGGACCCUGGACCAGACACUCCCAAAGGAACCUACUACAAUGUCAGCAUUGAAACAGAAAGAGUUUCCCCGAUUCCUGUCUGCGAGCGCGUCCAGCACCCACUGAUGUGCAACCUGACGGAGGCUUUCUCUGACCCAAUGGAGACCUACACGGCCGCGGUCACUGCUGUGCUGGGAGCCCAGUUCUCAGAGCCCACCCUCACAGAAGGAUUCACACCCAUCAAAUUCAUGCCCCCCCCCCUGCUGACGGUCACAUCCUGCGGCACACAUCUGUGCGUGGACCUUUGGCCUCCCCAGCAGCGCUUUUUGGAAACCUAUAACAAUAUGCAUUACCAGCUGAAGAUAAAGAGCAACGAGAAACAUGGAGGAGAGUUCUUCACAGAAAUCUGGACUCUGAAGCGAAAGGUUUUACAGACUCUGGCCCGUGGCAGCGAAUACUGUGUCUCGGUGCGCUUCUUGGACCAGGACAUCCCGGAGGCCCCCUUCAGCCAGUCUGUUUGUGCUUUCACACCCGGUCUUUUCCCCUCAGACGCCCUGACCUCAACCGUCUUGUGCAUAGCGGUGUUUCUCUGUGUCGUGGUUUUGGCCCUGCUCUUCUACACUGGUUUUAUUUGUCUGAGGAAGAAGCCCAUGCCCACAGUCCUGACAUCCAUCCAGCACUUGGAGGAGCUCCUUGCCGCUGCACAUCCGGCCUCCGUGUUGAAAACGUGGCCGACUGGACCUUCUAAAGGCGACAAGAGCCUCAAGCUGUCCCUCUCAGAUGACAGCGACGAGGAGUUUGCGACAGAGAGCACCAGUGAGAGCUCAAAAAGAGGUUAUAAAGUUUGUGUGGGCAAUGGUCUCUCCUCAUCUUCAGAUUUUUUGGCCCCUUUAUCCCCUGAGCCCGGUCUGCCAUCCCCAGACCUGUUAGACGGGACGAGACCACAGACGUCAGGAGAAACUGCGUCUGGCACCCCGGUGAACGGUCUGCCUGCAGAUAGCUUGAAUGCAGAGCAGAGAGAGAAGGAAAUGUCUGAGGAGAACGCUGGCUGGGAGGUGAACCUGCUGACAUUAACCUUUGGCCGGCCAGAGGAGGAGCAGGGGGGGGAGCAGGAGGAGUCUCUGCACCAGACUGCAGAGCUGGACGAUGUAACUGAUGCUGAGGAGUACCAUGAUCCUCCACCCCCCCCCCAUAAAGCUGCAGCAGAGGCUGAGUCCUGUCCCGUUACUGAGGAGGAGGAGGAGGAGGAAGAUUCUGGAUACAUGGAGCGCAUACCUGCAGAUGUCAGAGAGAAAUAUUUGUUGGAGCUUGCCUCCAGCAACCCUUCAACCCUGAAAAUGGAUUAA